GCCACGCUACAGGCCUUCUACUUAAAGUACUUAGCCCAUUGCGGGCACAAAGUACCUCGGUGUAUGCGUACUAAGUACCCUAGGUAGGCACCGUGUAGGUGGCCUUAGCGCCAUUACGGGCCGCAACCAACCAACUAAGCGUCGCAACACGCUGAUUCAUCUCGCAUUCACGAGGUCGACGCAGAACACCUUCCUUCUACCCAGGCAGUCUGUGGCUUGUGGCACCCGAACACGAAGUAAUCGCCCGUCAUCUGUGUCCUUCGGCCAUACGAUAGACUAUGAACCUUUCCACCUGACACCACUGCCCUGCGACUUCCGGGAGAUCGCCACGACAGCCAGCCAGCUUGGACGGGCCAGCCUGUCCCUGGACGCCGGCAACGCAUCCUCGCGACUGCGCUCGAAUCCAACCGCCUUCUUCAACACAACCGCCCUCGAAACACCGACCCAAUGCUGCCAACAUACUCGUCCUCCGGCUCCAAGGUGGUGCCGAGGCAUCAUGCCGGUGGGUAUGCUGCCAGUAACGGGUAUCCAAGGAAUAAGGACUUCUCCUUCGACAUGUCACCACACCGGUUUCAACCACGAGGGACAACACCAGCAGCCCGGCGGCGGCGACGACUGUUGAUACGACUCGGCAUAAUAUUGGCGAUUGCGUUCUUGAUCGGCGUGUUCGUAUGGCCUGGCGGAGGGGUAUCAUUUGCGUCGCUAUUCUCGUUUGGUCUGCUUUCAGGCGGUGAGGAUUUCCAACUCGAAACUGUGCGGUAUUACGACUUGUCCAACGUUCAGGGGACCGCUCGCGGCUGGGAGCGCGAAGAACGCAUCCUCCUGUGCGUGCCACUCCGCGAGGCCGAGAACCAUUUGCCAAUGUUCUUCUCCCACCUACACAACCUCACAUACCCACAUCACCUGAUAGACCUCGCCUUCCUGGUCUCGGACUCACAAGAUCGCACACUCGAAGUGUUGACGGAGAGCCUGGAAGCACUGCAGGCUGAGGAAGACCCUAAAAUGCCAUAUGGCGAAAUAUCAGUCAUUGAGAAGGACUUUGGGCAAAGCGUCAACCAGGACGCGGAAAGCCGGCACGGUUUCGCAGCGCAGGCGAGCAGGAGAAAGCUGAUGGCCCAAGCAAGAAACUGGCUUUUGAGUGCGGCUCUACGACCCUACCAUUCGUGGGUCUACUGGAGAGACGUCGAUGUCGAAACUGCCCCAUUUACCAUCCUCGAAGAUCUGAUGCGUCACAACAAAGACGUUAUUGUUCCUAAUGUUUGGCGGCCGCUUCCAGAGUGGCUCGGCGGAGAGCAGCCGUACGACCUCAACUCAUGGCAGGAGUCGGAGACUGCCUUGGCCUUGGCGGAUACCCUAGACGAGGACGCCGUCAUUGUCGAAGGCUACGCCGAGUAUGCGACGUGGCGGCCCCAUCUGGCCUACUUGCGAGACCCCUACGGAGAUCCAGAUAUGGAGAUGGAGAUCGAUGGGGUAGGCGGUGUCAGCAUUCUGGCCAAGGCUCGUGUGUUCCGAUCGGGUGUACACUUUCCGGCCUUCAGCUUUGAGAAGCAUGCAGAGACCGAGGGCUUUGGAAAGAUGUCCAGGCGAAUGGACUACUCUGUCGUCGGUCUGCCGCAUUAUACUAUCUGGCAUCUGUAUGAACCAAGUGUUGAUGAUGUUAAGCGCAUGGAGGAGAUGGAGGCAGAGAAGAAGGCAGCAGAGGAAGAAGAGAGGAAGAAGAAGGAAAAAGAGGCCAGGAUCAAGGAGGAGUUCAGCUUCAGUGACGCAAAGGCGCAAUGGGAAAAGGAUAAGGAGACUAUCGCCAAGAACCAGGAAAGACAGGCUGCGGACUCUGCCGAAAAGCCACGGAAGUCCUCGAAGCCUGCCAACAAGGUCGAGAAAGUCCCGCAUGGCAGCGACAGAUAAGAGACCGUUGCGGAGGGCAGGCUGCAGAUAGAUGUCUGUCGCACUCGUUCCAACCUGUAUUGACUUUUUUCCCCCUCCGCGCCAAGGGGGGCAGGACUGGACGCUCCCUUCCCAUGUCCAGGACAGCUUGCUACAAACAUUGCGACCGUGGAGAGUGGGAAGCGGGCUGAGUGGAGAUAGCCCUGGGCGUUAUGACAUUGCUUCGGAAGAUAAAAGGGAACUUUGAUUUUCAAUGCUGUAAAGUACCUAGGUAGACGGGAGAGCGCCUAAGGGCACACAUGACCAAGGCGUUUUGAUGGUACGCGUUACGAAAGGGCUCAGCCUGGGCAACAAACAGGCUCCAUGUCAAACAGGAAUUCACGGGUAUAUCUUGACCGCACACUGGUGCUUGCUCAACAACAUCUCUGGGCAGCGACGACGCCGUUCCGAGAGAGAAGCUCUUCUUCCAUCUGCACGUGCACGUAAAAGAGAAACAGGCCCAACUUGUUACGGCAUGGCGGUCAAUCUUGAACGUAAUUACAUUCACUCAUUUUAUUCAUCGCAUUCAACUUAUAUGUGUAGGUACUUGUACACCGUAUAUGCCCAUGGCA
This is a messenger RNA of Diaporthe batatas, 2495 nucleotides long. RefSeq lists its product as uncharacterized. Gene Ontology annotation, biological process: protein N-linked glycosylation; cell wall mannoprotein biosynthetic process. Gene Ontology annotation, molecular function: alpha-1,6-mannosyltransferase activity. Gene Ontology annotation, cellular component: mannan polymerase complex. Lineage: Eukaryota; Fungi; Ascomycota; Sordariomycetes; Diaporthales; Diaporthaceae. The record is from RefSeq and is a predicted model, not a curated record. The coding region runs from base 448 to 1905 and encodes 485 amino acids. The transcript is spliced from 4 exons.